Molecule: messenger RNA, 863 nt
Organism: Vidua macroura (Pin-tailed whydah)
Lineage: Eukaryota; Metazoa; Chordata; Aves; Passeriformes; Viduidae
Product: cytochrome b-c1 complex subunit 7
Exons: 4
Coding region: 464-703 (79 amino acids)
Biological process (GO): mitochondrial electron transport, ubiquinol to cytochrome c
Source: RefSeq, a predicted model, not a curated record
GGGAGCCUGGCUCCGAUAGCUGAACUUUCUGGGCGUAGAGAGUGCUCGGGUGCACUAGAGGAAGCCUUGGGCUGCUCAUGAGAGGCCUCGGGGAUCGCUGUCCUGCGCGGAUAUCGACUCUGCGCGCAGUUGGUCUAAGGUUAUUCCUUGUCUGGCCCCAAAGGACGAAGGCGUAGCUAAGUAACCUGCUGAGGGAGUGCUCUAAUUACCUCCUUUGGGGUGUUUUGGGGGUGACGUGGUAAGACAGAUGGCUUAAAAGUCACGUAAAACAGCUCGCCCGCACUGCAUUGCCCGUGUUGUGCCGUUCGUGGCCCUCUAGAUCCCUUGUUGAGGUAUUUGAUAUGUGUAAAGGCACCUCUGCCGUCCCAAACGACAUUUAAAGGAAGUUGCAGGAGGUGGUCGCCUGUUAGACACGAUUCGCAAGUGGUAUUACAAUGCAGCUGGGUUCAACAAAUAUGGGUUAAUGCGAGAUGAUACAUUGCAUGAAGAUGAUGAUGUAAAAGAAGCAUUGAAGAGACUUCCAGAACAUCUGUACAAUGAAAGAGUAUUUCGCAUAAAACGAGCACUGGACUUAAGCUUGAAACAUCAGAUCCUUCCCAAAGACCAGUGGGUGAAGUAUGAAGAGGAUCACCAUUAUCUCGAACCAUACCUAAAGGAAGUAAUCCGUGAAAGACAAGAAAGGGAAGCAUGGAACAAGAAGUAACUAUUGAACUACUUCAUGCAAAUAUCCAGCUAUUUCUGAUAUUUUAAACAUUUGGUUGUAGAAGUCCAUAGGGAGGCAAUUGUGGGGCUGAGGAAUACUGUUUCAGCUUGUUCAUUGAGUCUGAUCAUCCAACUAAAAUAAACACGUCAAACUAUGAAAA